UUAACGCCUUUGUAUAUCGCUUCCUAGUUGGCGAUACGCUGAUAUUUAGACACCAGACAUUCACAGAGUCCCUGACAGUAAGACUUUUAGUACUUAAUUUUUUAUUUACUUACAGACUUUCCCCUCCAGGUAGAGGCAGUGCACUUGAAAGGGUAGACUUGAAAAUAGAAACAUUCCAUUUUAUACAGUAAUAUUAUAACGAUAUACUUAAUAAAGAGAUUGUGCUAUCAUUUGUAAAAGUUAACGAGCAGGGUGUCAUGUAGCCAGCACAGCGAUCAACCACCAUUACUUUUCCCAACUAAAGGCAGGUACCAAUCAAAGUUGGGUGGACUCAGGGGCGCCAUAAAAUCCAAAAUUCAAGAUCACAGUCUUCACCGAGAUUCGAACCCAGGACUCCAGGUUUGUAAGCCAAGUUCUUAACCACUCAGCCACCGCAGUGUAGAUCAAAUGAAUUAAUGACAAAAUGACGGACGCCAUAUACAACGCUAUCAGAACCGGAGAUUCGAAAAAGCUUAAAGCCUUGUUGGAUUCACAGGGAAUUGAAGAUAUUAUUCGAAUUCUUGAUGAUGUUGCACCCGAUGGAGAUGCCGCCAUUCACGCUGCCGUCAAGAAAGAAGACCUGGAGAUGAUUGAACUGCUAGCUGAAAGACACUGUGACCUAAACGUGUUGAACGCGCACAGGCGCACAGCGCUCAUGAUGGCCGUAGAGAAGGGUUCUCAAAACAUUGCGUUGUUCUUAUGUCAGAAAGGAGCAGAUGUGAAUGUCGCUGGGCACAACGGGAACACGGCUCUUCACUUGGCCGCCAUGAAAGGUAACAUCGAUAUGGUCAGUCUUCUACUUGGGCCGAAUUGCAAGAAAGACUCCCUGAAUUCCGAAGGCGAGACCGCUGUUUUCAUUGCAGUGGAUAAAGGUUUCUUAGACAUUGUACAACUUUUGUGUCUAUCAGGGGCUAACUUAAGCAUCAGCCAAAAUGAUGGCGGAAAUGUUAUCAUUCAGGCAGCUAAAACCAGAAACAUCAAAUGUUUAAAGUAUUUUUUCAAGCAAUUCAACAAAAAUAAACCCCUUCCAGACAUUAAUAGUUUAAACAGUCAAGGGCUAAAUGCUUUGAUGUACGCUACUAUCGACAGGAAUAUUGAAAUUGUAAAAAUAUUAAUUAGCCACGGAGCCAAUGUAAAUCUCCAAAAUCCAAACAAUGGUCAAACCUGUCUUCAUUUAGGAGCUUUAAAUGGUGAUAGCGACGUGGUGGAGGCUCUUAUUGCAGCAGGGGCAUGUCUUAAUGUGGUUAAUCAUUAUUUGGAAACUCCGCUGAGCCGAGCAAAUAAAUGUAUAAAAAAACGUCUAAUAGAUGCAGGUGCUUAUGAAUUCAGAGACCACCAAAUAGGAAUGCCUGUGUUUCCUAGAGAAGGUUCAAUACACAGUGGUGCAUCAAAUCAGAUCCACAAUGAGAUUAAGUUUCCCUCCAUUGAAAUCGACUCUCACACUGUAAAUGAGACGCACCUAAUUCAAACAUUUUCUUGUACGAUGGAAGAAGCUGAAGACUCAAAAGAUAAUGCUGACGAUCAGUUAAAAAUUUCGGAAAGUCAGAAGUCAGCCAUAGAUCAGUACAGACUAAGCAAGAAGUUCAAAAAAGCUUUAAAAGAUUGUAUAAAUAAAUUCCUGGAUUCUCAUUCGAACAGCGGCAGGGUUGAGAGCGAUAUAGACAAACCAAGCAAAAUAUUUUUUUCGGAGCAUAUGAAAGUAGUAAUACUAAGGGCUGAAAAUGUUAUUUUCGGCGACAACCACGUGACGAAUAGUUCAAAGAAAAAUCCUUCUAACAAAAUGAGGCCAUUAUCUUUCUCUGAGUCUCAAAAGACUUUCAGCGAGUUUGGUGGCUCUAGUGUAACUCUCAACGGACAUGAGCAGCACCUGAAAGACGCAGAGGACGAGCUGGAAGCCAUGGCAACAACAGUCAACAAUGUCCAUGGACCCUUGGCAACGUCAAGAAGCAAUAUCAGUGAAGCUAUGGCAACGUCAAACAGUGUCUCUGAUGGCUUCCUCAUUGAGAAUGUCAAAGUACAAAGCGGAUGUUCUGGGGAUGACAGUGAAACUUUGACCAUGUCAAAGAAUACCUGGUCCCCACAACGUGCUACCACUAUUUCCUUUACAAGCAGCACAGGGAGUCUGCCUGGUCGAAUUAUAACAGACAAAAACAGAAAACCAUUGCCGUGGGAAAGAAGAGAGAAAAGCUAAUGCAGGCGAACUUUCUUUCAAAUUAUAAAAUCAAUCAAUGAAAAGAUGGGAGGCUUUCCAGAACACCAUCAAAUGCUAACUGUAGAAACGAAUAUGACUUUAAUAAAAAAAAUCAUGUUGUAAAAAAAAAAUUCCAUGCAUAAAAUGUCAUAGGGGCGGGUUUAAAAUAUUUACUAUGAUUGAAAUCUUAUUCAUUUGUUCUAAAGAGCUAAAUGAUCACUCUUACAAGAGCCGGUUAGCUGGUUGGGUAUGACUUUACUAUUUUUCUUUCCUGUUUACUUAUUUUGUUGUUAUUUAGGUAUGAGAGAGUUACAUUUAAUUGUAUAUAUAUACCUCCUGGGUAUGUUUGUUUGUUUGGUUCAAAUAUUUUGGAUGUUCCUUCAGAGUUGAAGAAAAUUACCUCCUAGUCCUAACCUCCCUCAGGACGACGGUGGACAAGAGCGGGCAGGGUUUAAACCCUGGGCCAUCGAUAAAUCUGAACGACAGUCCAGCGCGCAUGAGUGUAAGCGUUUCAAUAUGGGACAUGUCGAUCUCGUUAUAUGAAGAGAAGAGUUCCGUGAGUGAAAUACUUGAUUUAUUGAACAGAAAGAGGACGGGUGCUUUGCUGUCUCUGUGUUCUUUUUAUUACUCUUUUACAAAGCUUAUAUCAACUCUGUCUGUCUGUCUGGUACAAAUUUUGAACACGCAUUUUAGGAUGAACUAGAAAAUGUGCUCAACCAAAUUAAUAAAUUAAACAGUGGUAUUUAA
Biomphalaria glabrata is the source of this 2977-nucleotide messenger RNA. RefSeq lists its product as uncharacterized. The record is from RefSeq and is a predicted model, not a curated record. The coding region runs from base 464 to 2230 and encodes 588 amino acids. The transcript is spliced from 5 exons. Lineage: Eukaryota; Metazoa; Mollusca; Gastropoda; Planorbidae. Gene Ontology annotation, molecular function: protein binding.